Messenger RNA from Lontra canadensis (Northern American river otter), 3843 nucleotides. It is a transcript of the gene PTAR1, whose product is annotated as protein prenyltransferase alpha subunit repeat containing 1. Lineage: Eukaryota; Metazoa; Chordata; Mammalia; Carnivora; Mustelidae. Gene Ontology annotation, molecular function: protein prenyltransferase activity. The record is from RefSeq and is a predicted model, not a curated record. Gene Ontology annotation, cellular component: cytoplasm. The transcript has 7 exons. Bases 72 to 1355 code for a protein of 427 amino acids. Gene Ontology annotation, biological process: protein prenylation.
GCCGAGGAACUCCCGCCGGCCGCCCGGCGCUCUCCCGGAGGCGCGCCCGAGCCGCCGCGGCCGCCGCCAACAUGGCCGAGACGAGCGAAGAGGUGGCGGUGCUGGUGCAGCGGGUGGUGAAGGACAUCACCAACGCCUUCAGGAGGAAUCCGCACAUAGAUGAAAUUGGCCUGAUCCCAUGCCCUGAAGCUAGGUAUAACCGGAGUCCCAUAGUCCUGGUUGAAAACAAACUUGGUGUGGAGAGCUGGUGUGUCAAGUUCCUCUUACCAUAUGUCCACAACAAGCUCCUUUUGUACAGAACAAGAAAGCAAUGGCUGAACAAAGAUGAACUGAUAGAUGUCACAUGCACCCUGCUGCUUCUAAACCCAGACUUCACCACUGCGUGGAACGUAAGAAAAGAGCUCAUCCUCUCUGGUACUUUAAAUCCAAUUAAGGACUUGCAUCUGGGAAAACUGGCCUUAACUAAAUUUCCAAAGAGUCCAGAAACAUGGAUUCACAGGCGAUGGGUGCUACAACAGCUCAUUCAGGAAACCUCCUUGCCUUCCUUUGUGACGAAAGGAAACUUGGGAACAGUUCCUGCAGAAAGGACCCAGAGACUGAUCCAAGAAGAGAUGGAAGUCUGUGGCGAAGCAGCAGGCAGAUACCCGAGCAACUACAAUGCCUGGUCCCAUCGCAUCUGGGUUCUCCAGCACCUGGCCAAGCUAGACGUGAAGAUUCUUCUUGAUGAACUCUCUUCUACUAAACACUGGGCAUCCAUGCAUGUUUCAGACCACAGUGGAUUUCACUACCGCCAGUUUUUGUUAAAGUCUUUGAUUAGCCAAACUGUGAUAGAUGGUUCUGUAUUGGAGCAAAACCCUUUGAGAAGUGAGCCAGCUCUUCUAAAAGAUGAAGAAGCAGCAGCUUCAACAGAGGAAGCGACGAUAAAUCUUCCCCGUCUUCUAGAAGAAGAAGUUGAAUUCAGCACUGAUCUUAUUGAUUCCUACCCAGGACAUGAAACCCUUUGGUGUCACAGGCGGCACAUUUUCUACCUUCAGCAUCACUUAAGUGGUAGGUUUCCUCACAGUGUGACCCAGUUGUCACCUGCAGACAGCCCUGGGGGGACUCGGAGUGACUUGCACCUCAUCCCAGCAGGCCCACACAUGUCUCAGGCCAUGGAGGUAGAUGGGCUGAAUGACUGUAGCAAGCAAGGCUAUUCCCAGGAAACCAAACGCCUGAAGCGGACCCCAGCUCCUGACUCCCGGGGCCUGGAAAUGGAGCAUAGGUUCAUCGAUCAAGUAUUGUCCACCUGCCGGAACGUAGAGCAGGCCAGGUUUGCCAAUGCCUACAGGAAAUGGCUGGUUACGUUGAGUCAGUGAAAGACGUAGAUUAGUUCUGCAAGGUCACCCUUUUAGUGCAAUAUUGCUUUCCUUUUUCCUUACAUAGUUGCAUGAACUGUUUGCUAUGAUGUGGUCUUCAUCUUUAGGUUAAAAGUCCGUAGUAAAUCUUUCAUUUAUUUAUUUUGUUAAGAACUGGCAUUCCUUUGGGGAUAAAAUAACUGUGUAGUUUCUUCCUGCUAAACAGUGAGUCUUAAUUUUUUUUUUUCUUAACUUCUCAUCCUUUAUAUUUCUAUACGUGUAGCUUCUUCUCAUUUGGUUCUCCUGACUGGUUCACAGACACGUCUACCCCACUCAGUGCAAUUGCUGCAUAGGCUGGUUGUUUGUUUGUUUGUUUGUUUUUAAUUAAAAAUUUAUGUUGUUCAGCUUUAGAAUAAUACAAGCUCAAAAUUACUCAUAUCUAAUUAUUGUUUUGAAAAUCAAGUGGCCAGAUAGAUGGAUUUGUGAAAAUAUAAAUAAUUUCUUUUUCUCUAUUCAAGUUAUUGACCAAUGUAACCAAAGUCAGAAGUAUUGGAAUUUAUAUAAAAACAUGCUUCCAAUGUGUAAUCCAUUUUAAAAUGGUUAUUUUAAAAGAGAAAUGAAUUUUAAGAGUUUAUGUAAUUACAGGACUGGGAAAUUAUUUUUAUUACUGGUUUUGAUAGAUUCUUUUUACCUCAAAUUUGGUAUAGGCCAAAAACACUCAAGUUAGCCCAUAUAAACAUCAUUUGUUGUUUAAACCUGAAAUGUCAUUUUUAGUUCCUACUACUUAUUUCCCUUUUAAAUUCGCCAUGAAAAGUGGGGGAAAUAUGCAUGGAAAUGUAUCCAUAAAAAUCUUUCUUUUUAAAAAUUUAAGUUCCUGAGGAUAUACUUAAACUACAAAAUUUUUAUGAAGUGAUUGUUAAAAGUUUGCUGGUAAAUGCCAGAGGAGAGAAAAGCUUUUGAAGAUUAGUUCUUCAACCUUUGUUUAAAAAAAAAAAAAAAAAAAAAAAAAAAAAAAACUUAAAGACUUUGAUAUUAAACUUAUCAGGGAUGAGGUACCAAAGUAGCCACCUCACAGCUAUAUCUUAUCUUUUCAAUAAUAAGGGCUGGGUUUUUCAGGUCUGUGAGGCAGGGUGGGAAAAGGGCCUGGUAAUGUUUACUUUCUUAAUAUAUUUUCCCCCAUGUAAAUGGUCUGUGUUUGUUAUUUCCUCUCCACAUAUCCUUUUCUUUAUUUUUCAAUCCAUUCCAUAUUUUUUGACACUUUCACUUUUGUAUGUUUUUCCUUAAUUGUCUUAUUUUGAGGAUGUGUACUGAAGAUACUCUCUGUCCUCUUUCCAAUGAAUUUCAUACCCCAUUAAACACACACACACACAAAAUACUAAAAUGAACUGCCCCUCUAAAAGUUCCCCUAAUGACAGAAACUGCCUAUUGUCCUAUAUGUGUGCGGAAUGUAAUAGUGGCCGAAGUAAGUGUGACCGCCGUACUUUGCUUGCUCUCCUUUUUCCUCACUAGGUCACCUGUAGGGUGAGGGGACAGACCUAGGGAAAGGCAGACGUCUCCUGUCUUCUCUUAUGGAAACCCUGGGCUUGAGAGAGGCACACUGCCUUACGUUUAGGAGAAGAAUGAGUUCUUCUAGUGCAUCAUGAUUUUGAUGAGUAGCAAACUGUCCGGUAAGACUUAAGAACACCAGAAAAAUUGGUCAGCCUGCCUCUUGGUAGACAGAACCUGCUUUUCUCUCUUGGGGCAAAAUUAACCUUUUGUAGUUUUCAUAGUAUUUAGGUAAGAAAAUAACUGUCAUUUUGAACAUAAUUCUGUGGCCCUUUGUAGACAAAGCAUAUUUUGAAUCAAAUACCUCAAGGUCUACCGAGACCUCUAUGGAUAAAACCAUUAGUUUGUGAUUUUCAGCACCUGCAGGGCAUGGUGGGGAGACCACACAGAGAGGGCGUGAGAGUCAGCCCAUUCCCCUAAAUACAAGCCGCCAAAUCCUGGCCUCACUCAGUUUACCUUUCUUCCACACAUCAGUCUGAGCAUCCCAAGUACUAGGGCUUCUUAUGCUUUGAGGUGAGAGUGUCAGGACAGGAGUAGAGAUAAGACCCUGUAAAACAUCAGCUCAGUUUGAUCGCGGCCCCACCUUUUUAUAGCCUCCACCUUUGAUGUGAUCUGUCUUCAUGUGUUUUAAGGCCCUUAAUCCACCCCUUUAUGAAGCCAUGCAGUCCUAUAAGAUACCUUGGUUUCUUGUCUUCCUAAUAAUGUUUUGAGUAGGGACUAAAAAUACAAAUAUCUAAAGGAUGUUUACUGUUUGUGACUUUUAUGUGCUACUUUAUUUCUAAAAUUUGCAUUUUUCAAGUGUUCAUUCACAGAAGAACCUAGUAUUGCCCUAUAUGGUUGUGUUUUUCUCUAAAUGGUUGACAUCUACACUCAUUAGCUGGAGCGUGAUAACAUCUCUUUGGAUGAGUUUAUGCAGUGGAAAGGUGUGUCUAUUUUCAGGGACUUGUCAGUCUUUUUUUUUUUU